Messenger RNA from Apus apus (common swift), 1853 nucleotides. RefSeq names its product R3H domain containing 4 (gene R3HDM4). Lineage: Eukaryota; Metazoa; Chordata; Aves; Apodiformes; Apodidae. Gene Ontology annotation, molecular function: nucleic acid binding. The record is from RefSeq and is a predicted model, not a curated record. The transcript is spliced from 8 exons. The coding region runs from base 111 to 884 and encodes 257 amino acids.
CAUGGGGCUACCCCCAUCUCCCCCAAUGACCCCGCCCCGGGACGGGACUCCCAUGCGGCCCCGCCCCUUUGACGCCACUUCCUGCAGAGAAGGCUCCGGUAGACCGGGCCAUGGUGGUGCUGCGGGGCGGCGCGGGGCCGGAGGAGCCCUACCCGAGGAUUGAGGACUGCCUGCCCCCGCUGGAGAACUCCCCGUCCAAGAGGUUCUCCCCCUCCAAGCGGAAGCAGUACUACAUCAACAAGGCCAUCCGCAACUCGGACCUCAUCCCCAGGGCCAAGGGUCGCAAGAGCCUGCAGAGGCUGGAGAACACUCGCUUCCUGAUGACGCUCCUGGAGCGAGAUGAGUGUGGGAGCGACGAGGGCGAGCUUGACCACUCUUCUCCCCCGAGCAUCUUCACUGAGGCCUGUAACAAUGAGACCUACGUGGAGAUCUGGAAUGACUUCAUGAACCGGUCAGGAGAAGAGCAGGAGCGAGUCCUGCUCUACUUGGAGGAGGAAGCUGGGAAGAAGCACAGGAGGAAGCUGCCCGGCAAGAACGAGGACAAGUGGAAAGAGCACCCUGCUGACACCCCCCAGGAGUGUUUCCAGCGCAUCAGCCGCCGCCUCCGCGCCACCCUGAAGCGGGGCCGGAUCCCCAUGGGGACACUGGAAGGACUGGAGGAGGAGCUGCUGGCCUUCUUCUCCGUCACCCCUCACUCCGUCUACACCGCGCUGAUGGACAACAGCUUCGAGCGGCUCCUGCUCCACGCGCUCUGCCAGUACAUGGACCUCGUCUCUGCCAGUUCCAACAUCGAAGGGAAACGUCAAAUGAAAGUGAGCAACAAACACCACGUCUUUCUGCCCCCCGAGCUCCUGCUCUCAGACUACCUGGGGCAGAUGAGCUGAUGCCCCCCGAGCUGCCCUGCCCCUUGCUCUCUUCACCUGCCCCCAGCCCCUCGCAGCCUCUUCAGGGGCUCAUCCCUUCCCCUCCCCCAGGAGCAGAUGCUGGGGCAGAGCUGGGGCUCAGGGCUGCUCUCCCCGCGGCUCGUGGCCGUGGCACCACCAGGUACAAGGUGCCCGUUUGUCUCUUGCCCUGUCCUGGGGCUGCAGGGCUGCUUCCCGGCCGGAGCUGCUCUCCCUGGAACUGUUUGUGUGUCUAUUUAUAGCCCAGGUGCUUUUAAAAAUAAUCGGGCUGGGCCAAACCCACUGACGCUCGUGGGGUGAUUUCAGUCCAGAUUUUUCUGUGGUGAAGCAGCUCCUCGCGGCUGCUGAGCCAACGCUGAGGCAGCGGAAGAGCCCCGGGGCGUUCCUGGGCUGCGUCCAGCUCUGCACCCACCACGGGGUGUUCCGUGGGGGGCUCUGCCCCGCCAGCCCCCCGGGCAGGGUGCGGGCUCCCCGCUGCUUUUGCCUGCGGGUGUUUUGGCAGCGCCCUGUUCCCUGCCUCGUGUGGCCCUGCCUGCACCGUGGGGGACAGGGUGUUUUUAAAUGUAAUAUAGCCUGUGUUUUUUAACGUGUGUGUAUAUACGUGUGUGUGUGUCUGUGCUGGAGGCCUCAGGCCCUCUGGCUGCCGUUGGGGCAGUGUGGGGGUCCCCCUGUGUCCCCAGCACACAUCAGGGACUGCAUGCAGGGGUCGUUGCAGCUGAGGAGCCACACGGGGGGUCCUGCUCCAGCUGAGGACCCGUGGAGGAGUUGGACCCUGAUCCAGGGCUGUGCCUCAGCCUGCUGUGGCAGUACCCCCUGCUCCUGGGGCUCUCUGCUGGUUGCUCUGGGCUCCAAGAAGACAACAACUGCCAUGAACCAAGGGGAUCCAGCCCUGCCUUGCACCGCCUUUGCUUGUGUGAUGGCAUUCAGGAACAAUAAACCACGGUGCUCCCA